AUGCCAGACAUGAAAUAUAUUUUAGUGACUGGAGGUGUGAUCAGUGGCGUGGGAAAAGGUGUCAUUGCAAGUUCUUUUGGCACGAUUUUAAAAAGCUGUGGUAUUGAUGUAACAUCAAUAAAAAUCGAUCCUUACAUAAAUAUUGAUGCUGGAACUUUCUCUCCAUACGAACAUGGCGAAGUUUACGUUCUUGACGACGGCGGGGAAGUUGACCUUGAUCUUGGAAAUUAUGAGCGCUUCUUGGAUAUAACUCUGCAUAAAGACAAUAAUAUAACAACUGGUAAAAUAUAUCAGCAAGUGAUUGAACGUGAACGUCGGGGUGACUAUCUUGGUAAAACUGUCCAAGUUAUCCCACACAUAACUGAUGCUGUACAGGAAUGGGUUCAGAGAGUUGCUCGCAUACCAGUAACUGCUGACAACACACCACCAAGAGUAUGCAUAGUGGAGUUGGGUGGAACUAUUGGUGACAUUGAAGGCAUGUCCUUUGUAGAAGCAUUCCGACAGUUCCAAUUUAGAGUUAAAAGGGAAAAUUUUUGCUGUGCUCAUGUCUCAUUAGUUCCAAUGCCAAAAGCUACAGGUGAACCUAAGACAAAGCCUACACAGUCAUCAGUCAGAGAAUUGCGUGGUCUUGGGCUCUCACCAGAUUUGAUUCUGUGCCGCUCUGAGAAACCUAUUAACCAUAAUGUUAAAGAAAAGAUUUCAAACUUCUGUCAUGUUGCUCCAGAACAAGUUAUAUGUAUUCACGACUUAAGCUCUGUAUAUCAUGUACCCAUGUUGAUGGAAGCUCAAGGAGUAGUACAAUACCUAAAUGAGAGGCUUCAAUUAAAUAUAUCUAUGCCCCGCCCAGGCAGUUUUAUGAAAAAAUGGCGCAAUUUAGCCAAACGAGUAGAAAACCUUCGUAGAGAAGUGAAUAUUUCUCUGGUUGGUAAAUACACCAAGUUGGAAGACAGCUAUGCAAGUGUUACGAAGGCAUUACAGCAUGCUUGUAUUACAGCUGGUUGUAAACUCAAUUUGACGUACAUUGAGGCAGUAAAUCUUGAAAAACAGAGUAAAAUCGAUGACCCUGUUGGCUAUCAUAAAGCAUGGCAGGAUCUAUGUAAGAGUGAUGGUGUUAUAGUACCAGGAGGUUUUGGGCAAAGAGGACUAGAGGGAAAGAUUGAAGCUUGUAAUUGGUGCAGAGAAACACAAAAGCCGAUGCUUGGUAUUUGUUUAGGUCUACAGGCAGCAGUUAUAGAAUUUGCUAGAAAUGUAUUAGGACUUUCUGGAGCAAAUAGUACCGAAGUGGACCCUAACUGCGCAGAUAAAUUAGUUAUAGACAUGCCAGAGCAUCAUCCAGGAAAACUGGGUGGUACCAUGAGAUUGGGGAAAAGGAAAACUAUUUUGGAACCCAGUAUUGUAGCUUCAUUAUACAAGAAAGACGAAAUAGAAGAGCGGCACAGACAUAGAUAUGAAGUGAACCCGGAAUAUAUACAGAGGUUGGAGGCAGCUGGUCUGCGGUUCGUUGGGAAAGAUGAGACCAAGACUCGUAUGGAAGUGGCUAUUGUAGAAACACACCCUUUCUAUGUAACUGUGCAGUUCCACCCCGAAUACCUCUCAAGGCCAUUGUCACCCAGCCCACCUUUCUUAGGACUCAUCUUAGCAGCAACGGGUAAAUUAAAGAGCUACUUAUCAAAAGGAUGUAGAUUUAGCCCAAGAAGUCAAUCCGAUGUUAGUUCCGAUGAAGGUGACCUAGAUGAAGAAAUAUCUUUUGGUACACUAAACAUUAGCAACAACAAAAAUGGGAGUCUUGAGCCAGAGGUGAAUGGUAUACAUUAA
This is a messenger RNA of Pieris macdunnoughi, 1815 nucleotides long. Lineage: Eukaryota; Metazoa; Arthropoda; Insecta; Lepidoptera; Pieridae. The record is from the annotation of a GenBank genome assembly.